Molecule: messenger RNA, 5298 nt
Organism: Protobothrops mucrosquamatus (brown spotted pit viper)
Lineage: Eukaryota; Metazoa; Chordata; Lepidosauria; Squamata; Viperidae
Gene: CEP170
Product: centrosomal protein 170
Exons: 19
Coding region: 57-4949 (1630 amino acids)
Cellular component (GO): centriole
Molecular function (GO): protein binding
Source: RefSeq, a predicted model, not a curated record
UCCUGAAGGGGAGUGAGAUGACGUAGCCUUGUGAGGAUUUAUCAGCUAAGCAGAAAAUGAGCUUAACAUCCUGGUUUUUGGUGAGCAGUGGAGGCACCCGUCAUAGACUGCCGCGAGAAAUGAUUUUUGUUGGACGAGAUGACUGUGAGCUGAUGUUGCAGUCACGUAGUGUGGAUAAGCAACAUGCUGUUAUCAAUUAUGAUGCCUCUGCUGAUGAACACUUGGUGAAAGAUUUAGGCAGUCUAAAUGGGACUUUCGUGAAUGAUGUGCGGAUUCCAGAACAGACAUACAUCAUUCUAAAGCUUGAUGAUAAGCUGAGAUUUGGAUAUGAUACCAAUCUUUUCACUGUAGUCAGAGGAGAGCUGAGAGUGCCUGAAGAAGCACUUAAGCAUGAGAAGUUUACUAGUCAGCUACAAUUAUCUCAGAAAUCCUCAGAGGUAGACGGGGCAAAACUAAGCAUUGGCAAAACUGCAGAACCAAGAGUACAAGACAGCACUGCUGAAAUUCAUCACAAAGUGAUUGAUGCUCUCAAGUCAGAAGAAAAAUCAGCAGAUCUUUCUGGACUGCCUCGUGGUACACCAUUAUAUGGGCAGCCAUCUUGGUGGGGUGAUGAUGAGACUGAAGAGCAGAAUGGCUGUAGACAAGGUGUUAAACCUGAAGAGAAAGCACAAGAAAUAGUAGUUUUAGGAGGCAGCACAGAUGGCAAGCAAGCUGAGGAGCAAUCUGCAGCUGCAACGGGAGAAGAACCUUAUCCAUUUUGUAGGGAACCAAGUUAUUUUGAAAUCCCUACAAAGGAAGCCCAGCAACAUUCACAAACACCUGAGGGUACUAUUCAUGAGAUCCCAACAAAAGAUACACACAUAGCAGGGGCAGGGCAUGCUUCCUUUACUAUUGAAUUUGAUAACAGCACCCCAGGAAAAGUAACCAUCAAAGAUCAUGUCACAAAAUUCACUCCAGAUCAGCGUCCCAAGCCUAAGAAGUCUCCUUCUGGUGCUCAGGAUCUCUCUGGGCUUCAAACUGUGAUGAUGGCACCGGAAAGUAAAGUGGCAAACUGGUUAGCACAAAACAACCCCCCAACAAUAAUGUGGGAAGCAUCAGAAGAAGAUUCAAAAAGUAUUAAGAGUGACGUUCCAGUCUACUUGAAGAGACUGAAAGGAAAUAAACAUGAUGAUGGAACACAGAGUGAUUCAGAAAAUGUUGGGGCACACAAGCUUUACAGUAAACGUGCUACACUUGAAGAUCACUUAAAGCAUCACUAUACUGAACAGAAAAAAUUACAUUCGAAAGCUCUGAAUGUAGAGAAACAUUCAGAUCAACCUGUUUUAAGUCAGACUGCCUUUAUGAUUGAGUUCUUUGAUGAAGGCCAUCCUCGGAAGAGGAGAUCGUAUUCUUUUUCUCAAAAUAUAGGAGGUUUGUGCCCUGAAACACCUUCUCCAGCAUCCCUUGCAAGAACUGAAAAAGCGAAACCUCCACCAUCAUUGGCCCAGAACAACUCCACCCAGCACAGGGUGGUGCAUGCAAAACUUCUCAAGCAAAAAUCAGAAGAGCCUUCUGCUGCACUACCUUUCUUACAAAGUACAUUGUUAAGAAGUUCAGGAAGCCUUGGGCACAGACCAAGUCCAAACGAGGACAUGGAGAAGAAGCUAAAAACUCAGCUUGUUUCAGUGAAUCUUGAAAAGGAUGAUGAUGACCAAAGUGAUAAAGGUACUUACACUAUUGAACUGGAAAAUCCAAAUGCAGAGGAGAUGGAAGCACGCAAGAUGAUUGAUAAGGUUUUUGGAGUGGAUGACAGCCAGGAUUAUAAUAGGCCUGUUAUCAACGAAAGCCAGAAAGAUUUAGUAAAAGAUUGGGCUAUUAAUUCUGCUACAAUAGUGCUUGAAGAAAAAAGUCUACUGAGUACAACUGGAUUUCUUGACACAGAGGAAAGCACUGGCAUAUCUGGAAGCAAGCGCUGGGUGUCGCAGUGGGCUAGUCUGGCUGCUAAUCAUACAAAACAUGAAGAAAAUGAAGAACGGAUGGAGUCAUCUGUACUUAUUCAUCUAGAAAAUGACACUGACAUCGGUGGGUCUGGCCUAUCAGUUAGAAGUUCUGGCUCAAUUACCUCUUUAACCAGCCUAGAUCGAAAGAGGCGGACACUCCCUCAGUUGCCAAAGGAGGAAACUGCUAUUAUCGAAGGACAAAAAACAAAAGUUACAGCCCAUCACAGAUCAGAGAUAGGUGAAAAACAGGACACAGAACUUCAAGAGAAAGAAACUCCAACUCAUUCUCAAAAAGAAAUAGGACAUGCCACCGAUAAAAGCCUGACUAAAGUGAGCCGGACAAUAAAUGGCCUUUCUCCUAAAGCAGAUAAGACAGUUUUUCACUCCAGUAGUUGCCUUGCUUCUGAAAAAGAGAAAAAUGAAAAUGGCAAAGAAAUAUCUAUGGUAAAGCAAUCUUUAACUAAAAUUCAAAAUGAGCUGACACAUUGGAUCCCAGCUAAAUUAUCUUCUGCAAGAACUGCAAGCCAGGUUGAAAAAGGGAGAGACGAAUCUUCUGUUUCCCAUAAAUUGGAUAUGAAAGAAAAGGCAUCAGGGCAUGGUGCAGGUAAAACAGAAGUUAAAUUGUCACAAAGUGAAGGGAAAAGAAGGAAAGCCGAGGAAGCCAAAUUGCAAACAAUUAAAGGACUUAGUGGAGAUAAAAAGGAAACAUCAAAGCCAUUAGUAAGACAAGGCAGCUUUACUAUAGAUAAACCAAGUGCAAAUAUACCCAUAGAAUUAAUACCUCAUAUUAAUAAACAAGGAACUACUCCAUCAAUUUCUUUAACAUCCACCAACAGAACAAGUGAGAAAAGUGAUUCAGUGGAAAUAGAUCCUGGUCUAGAUACAACACUUAUUUUAAAAGAUACAGAAGCUGUAAUGGCUUUUCUUGAGGCAAAGCUGCGUGAAGAAAAUAAAACAGAUGAAGGACCUGACACUCCCAGCUACAAUAGAGAUAAUUCCAUUUCACCUGAAUCAGAUGUGGAUACUGCUAGUACAAUUAGUUUAGUUACCGGAGACAGUGAAAGAAAAACUACUCAGAAACGUAAAAGCUUUACUACUCUCUAUAAAGAUCGAUGUUCAACUAGUUCUCCCUCAAAGGAUAUUUUAAAGUCAUCUUGUUCAAAUGCCAGUGACAAAAUGGAGAAGAAAACAAAAGGCCGCUCCUCAGAAGCUAGUUCAAGGGGUGAUGCACGCAAGAUUGCACAGAGUAGUGGAAGAAUAAGGCAGCCUUCAGUAGAUUUAACAGAUGAUGAUCAAACUUCUAGUGUGCCUCAUUCUGCUAUAUCUGAUAUCUUAUCUUCUGACCAGGAAACAUGUUCUGGCAAAUCACACGGAAGGACUCCUUUUACCUCAGCAGAUGAACAUUUGCAUUCCAAAACGGAAGGAAUUAAAUUAGCUAAGUUGAAGUCUUCUUCACCAUCAACUGUUCAAGUCAGUAAGUCAACCACUCUUCCAAGGCCUCGCCCUACAAGGACUUCACUGUUACGAAGAGCACGGCUUGGUGAAGUGUCAGAUAGUGAACUUGCAGAUGCAGAUAAAGCAUCAGUGGCUUCUGAGGUGUCUACUACAAGUUCUACAUCUAAGCCCCCAUCAGGAAGGAGAAAUGUUUCAAGAAUUGACCUGCUUGCCCAGCCACGGAGAAAUAGACUUGGUUCUUUAUCGGCACGAAGUGACUCUGAAGCAACAGUAACUAGAAGCUCUACAUCUCGUACUUCAGAAGCUAUAACUAGAAGUGGCAUUAGACUAACACCACCAGCAGACAGUACUAAAGUUUCUCCUAGAAUUAGAGCUAACAGCAUUUCUCGCCUAUCAGAUUCCAAAUCCAAAUCUCUGUCUUCAGCCCAUAACUCUCCAUCAGUAAAUUCAAGAUGGAGGCGCUUUCCUACUGAUUAUGCUUCCACCUCAGAAGAUGAAUUUGGAUCAAACCGUAAUUCUCCUAAACAUGCCCGUCUACGUACUUCUCCAGCCCUGAAAACUACUCGAGUGCAGAACAUUGGAACACCAGUACAGAGUAGCAAUACCUUCAAGCAUAGGAUAAAAGAACAAGAGGACUACAUUCGUGAUUGGACUGCCCAUCGAGAAGAAAUAGCAAGGAUCAGUCAAGAUUUGGCUCUCAUUGCCCGGGAAAUCAAUGAUGUAGCAGGAGAGAUCGAUUCAGUGACUUCAUCAGGCACUGCUCCUAGUACCACAGUAAGCACUGCUGCCACCACCCCUGGCUCUGCCAUAGACACUAGAGAAGAGCUCGUUGACCGUGUGUUUGAUGAAAGUCUAAACUUCAGGAAGAUUCCUCCAGUAGUAAAUGCUAAAACACCAGAUGGAAACAUUCGGCCGAAUGAUCCCAAACCACAGACAACAGAUGUACCUGAACCCCCCACAAUUACACGUCGCCGAACCUGGAGCAGAGAUGAAGUUAUGGGAGAUACUUUGCUGUUGUCCUCAGUCUUCCAGUUUUCUCGGAAGAUUCGGCAAUCUAUAGAUAAAACAGCUGGUAAAAUAAGAAUAUUAUUCAAAGACAAAGACCGGAAUUGGGAAGACAUUGAAAAAAAACUGCGAGCUGAAAGUGAUAUCCCAAUUGUGAAAACAUCAAGCAUGGAAAUCUCAUCAAUAUUGCAAGAAUUGAAGAGAGUGGAGAAACAACUGCAAGUGAUUAAUUCAAUGAUUGACCCUGAUGGAACAUUGGAUGCUCUAAGCAAUUUGGGAUUUGCUGGUCCUGUCCAAGCAGCUCAUCCUAAGCAGAAAUCCAUUCCUGGUUCUCAAAGUGCCCAUCCACAGAUACAGCCCAACUGUCUGCCGGAAGCAAGGGCUGUACGGCCAGCCACUGCCUCUACUUCAAGUGAACUUGGAACUGUUGAAUCUGAGCAUGAUUUCAGCAUACAUUUCAAUAGGUUCAAUCCAGAUGGAGAAGAAGAAGAUCCAACUUUGUGCAAAUGACAUGAAUGUUAUAAGUACUUUUAGUAUUGAAUGUGCAAAAUUCAUUAAGAGUCUUAGCAUUCUUUAAACAGUAAAAGAAGGUUGGUAAAACUGUUGUUGCUUUGUUAUUACCAACUACUUUGUGAUAUUUUGGAUGUCACAAACCAUUUGACUCAUUAAGGUAAACAUGGGUACCAAUGAAAAUGCACAGUUUGUGAUCAUUUUAUGAGUUUCACAAGCACUUGCUUUGAAUAUUUUCGUCCAUAGUUUAUUUUGUUUAAGCUGACUUCAACCAGGCAACCAUCCUUCAUUUUAAAGUUCUGAGUCUCCUCUGACAAGGUGAUCUUAAUUAAGCCUCUUUACUUAAAUU